Notolabrus celidotus (New Zealand spotty) is the source of this 990-nucleotide messenger RNA. It is a transcript of the gene tnnt2d, whose product is annotated as troponin T2d, cardiac. The transcript is spliced from 13 exons. Gene Ontology annotation, molecular function: troponin C binding; tropomyosin binding; troponin I binding. NCBI's taxonomy places the organism in Eukaryota, Metazoa, Chordata, Actinopteri, Labriformes, Labridae. The record is from RefSeq and is a predicted model, not a curated record. Gene Ontology annotation, biological process: cardiac muscle contraction; regulation of muscle contraction; sarcomere organization. Bases 23 to 823 code for a protein of 266 amino acids. Gene Ontology annotation, cellular component: troponin complex.
AGGGCCGGACUAUGUAUCCUUGAUGCUCAACCUGUUCGUCUUGCAGCUGAAGUCUGUCGCUCUUCUCUGGCUCACAGAGCUCAUCCAUACUAAAAUGUCGGACACAGAAGAAGUCAUGGAGGAGGAAGUGCAGGAGGAAGAAGCACAAGAUGAGUCAAAGCCCAAGCCUAAGUUCAUGACAAAUAUAGCCGCCCCAAAGAUCCCUGAUGGCGAUAAAGUGGACUUUGAUGACAUCCACAGAAAGCGUCAGGAGAAGGAUCUGUCUGAGCUGCAGUCUCUGAUCGAAGCUCACUUCAUCCAGAGGAAGAAGGAGGAAGAGGAGCUCAUCGCCCUCGUAAACAGAAUUGAGAAACGCAGAGCCGAGAGAGCGGAGCAGCAAAGGGUUCGGACAGAGAGAGAGAAGGAGAGGCAGGCCAGACUUGCGGAUGAAAAGGAGCGGAAGGAGAUGGAGGAGCAGCGUAAGAAGUACGAUGACGAUGCCAAGAAGAAGAAGGCUCUCACCAACAUGACCCAGCAGUUCAGUGCUGGACACAAGAGUGACAACAGAAAAGGAGGCAAGAAACAAACUGAGAGGGAAAAGAAGAAGAAGAUCCUGGCUGACCGCAGGAAGCCUCUUAGCAUUGACCACAUGAGUGAGGACAAACUGAAGGAGAAGGCCAACGAGAUGUGGCAGUGGCUGAUGGGGCUGGAGGCUGAGAAGUUUGAUCUCAGUGAGAAACUCAGAAGACAGAAGUAUGAUAUUAACCAACUUCUUGCUCGAGUCCAGGAUCACCAGAGUGCCAAAGGCCGCGGCAAGGGCAAGAUGGCUGCCCGUCUGAGGUAAAGGAGCAACCAGACAAGGAAAGAAGCAAAGCAUGACACCAGUGAUUGGCCUAUUGGUCUAUUACAUGUGUAUUCAUUGUUCUGUUGUGUUAGGUUACAUGUCAAUUACCAUGAUUGCAAAAUAAUAAAGAAGUCAUUACAUUCACUUUGCUGUGUGCUUGCGAACUG